AUGGUCCGAUCCAGCCUGUUCUCGCGCCGUAAGGACACGAUCAGCGUCUCGGUCCUCGAGGACACGCUCUUCCUGCACCCGCCAAGCUCGCCCGCCUCGCCGACACCGCGCACGUCGGACGAGUUCGCCAACCAGGAGCCGACGCACGACCCGAUCCUGCACGGCCAAAUUUGCCUCGUGUGCACGGCGCCGCGCAAGGCGCGCAGGAUCCGCGUCGAGCUCGUCGGCCGCGUCACCCGGCACGGCGGUGACGGGUCGCACAACUACGAGAGCUCGGUUUCGCUCGACAAGCACCUCGAGAUCGACUUGCACGGCGAGCGGCUCGAGACGGGCACCCACACCUACGACUUUAGCUUCAUCAUCCCGAGCUCGACGGCGGUCGGCGAGCGGUCCAACUUUGGCACGGUCCGGCACACGGUCCGCGCAGUGCUCGUCGGCGUCGGCUCGUUCCAGGACCUCGUGUCGUUGCCGCGCCCGAUCUACCUCAUCGCCAACCCGGCCGCACCAGGCGACCUCCCGUCGGGCCUCGAGAUUGACGUGCGCCACACCCAGUCGGAACUCGGGCCCAUCUCGCUCCACAUCUCGUCGCCGCACCUGACGGUCGCGAGCCUCAUCUUCUUGAGCGUCUGUUUCGAGCAGCCCCCCGAGGGCAUGAAGAUCAUGUCGGUCCAAGCGUUCGUUCGGCAAGAGUUCGAGAUCCAUUAUUCAGACGAGCAGGUCCCCGUCAGCAAGCCGCCGCUGCAGCGCAAGCUCCUCUUCUACAUCGACUCGUCUACGCCUCUCGCCCACUCGACCGACGACCUUCUCGACCGCGACCACCUGUCGCGAGGCGCACCGCCUCCUCUCGCCUACGAGCCUCGAGCGCUCCUCCCGCAGCCGCUCGCUCGCCUCGAGGGCGGCAAAGAGUGGAUGUACGCGCGCGUGACGCGCAUCCCGGACGACGACUCGGUGCGGCCGACGACGCUCGAGGGGACCGACACGCCGAUCCGCGUCAAGCACCAGCUCGUGUGCCAGGUCCGGUACCGCUUCAAGGGCAGCAGGAAGGAUCAGGUCCUCGAGAUGGCGAGCGCCGUCACGAUCGCGUCGUGUUGCUGCCUCACGUCGUCGCUCCUCCUCCCCGAGUACCGCACCCGCCAUCACGCCUCGUCGCACCUCACCGGCUCGUCGUCCCUCCCGUCAUCCGGCUUCGCGACACCCUCCUCCCGCUCGCGUUCGGCCUCGCCCGGCCCCGACGCCGCCCUCUCGUCCCUCGCCUCGGGCUCGUCCAUCGGCGUCGACUCGCCGACCGGGUCCAUCACGCCGUUCCACCGCCGGUGUCUCUGCAACACGCCGCUGCAGAAGCUCGUCGACCAGGAGGGCGAGCGCCUGUGCGGCGCCGCAGCCGCCAUGAGCCAGAGCCGCUCGCGGUCUCGCGCCCCCGGCGACGCGCCAGGCCGCAGCCGCAGCAGCUCGCGCACGCUCCUGUCGCCGCCGUCGUCGUCCGGGUCCGGGACGCCGCUCGGCUCGCGCUCGCGCUCGACGAGCGAGCUCCGGCUCGCGCCGCUCGGGGUCGAGCACGACGAGGCGUCCGAGCGCGCUCGAGGGCGGGCGCGCGACGUUGCGCGACGGGCCGUCAAGGCGGGCGAGACGUACCCGGUGCCGCGCGAGCCGUACUGGGGCCGGGGCGAGCUGGGUCCGUGCGGCGGUGGCGGCGCGGCGGGAGAAGGGGCGGGCAUGGAUUGGGAGACUCAGGCGGCGGCUCUCCGGCCGAUCAGGGCCGUCGAGGUUGGGACGAGCAGAAGCUUGGCGGCUGGCGGAGGUGGUCCCGUCGGGCGGCAGGUCGUUGUCGGCGCGUGA
Rhodotorula graminis WP1 is the source of this 1836-nucleotide messenger RNA. RefSeq lists its product as uncharacterized. Gene Ontology annotation, cellular component: plasma membrane; cytosol; cytoplasm. Gene Ontology annotation, molecular function: ubiquitin protein ligase binding; protein-macromolecule adaptor activity. The record is from RefSeq and is a predicted model, not a curated record. Gene Ontology annotation, biological process: ubiquitin-dependent endocytosis. The transcript is spliced from 6 exons. NCBI's taxonomy places the organism in Eukaryota, Fungi, Basidiomycota, Microbotryomycetes, Sporidiobolales, Sporidiobolaceae. The coding region runs from base 1 to 1836 and encodes 611 amino acids.